UUUAGUACUGUUAGUCACUUUCAUUAACUUGAAGUUCAACCUACUAAACUGAAAACUCUUCUUCUCUGUCUUUCCCUUUCUUUUCAUCAAAUCAAAACCAUCAAUAUCACCAAAUGCAUAAAUUAUGAUAUGUUAAGCUAAUCAUAAUUUCAGGGUAUUUCUCAUACCCUACGCUAUUGAUUUUAUCAGAGGUGGUCCAAACUCCAAAUCUCCUAAAUCCCCACUUUUUUUAUUAUCAUUUUUUUCAUCGAAAAAGAAGCUGAUUUGGACUCUGGAUUUGAGUUCCCAUUAAUGGAAAACGCUUUAAGAUUCUAGGAUUUCUUUCCUUUUUCUAAAAAGGAGGGCUCUUUGAUUUUUAGGGGAGAGGGCGGAAGGGGUGCGGGCGUUCUGCUUGAAGAAAGAGGAUGAAGGACUUGAUAGGAAGUCCAGGAACGGUGAGUGGGUUAACCCUAAGGAUAACCCAAAGUGCAUUUGCUGCUGCUUCCAUUGCAGUCAUGGUCUCCGCCUCUAAUUUCUCUACCUACACUGCUUUCUGUUAUUUGAUUGCGUCUAUGGGGCUUCAACUGCUAUGGAGCUUUGGACUUGCCUGUCUUGAUGUUUAUGCUUUGAGGAGAAAGAGAGAUCUUCAGAAUCCAGUUCUAGUGAGCCUAUUUGUUGUAGGUGAUUUGCAGGUUACAGCCAUGUUAUCACUGGCAGCUGCAUGUUCAUCAGCAGGGGUUAUAGUCCUGUAUGCAAGAGACUUGGACUUGUGCAGGGUUCAAAUUCAUCUCCCAUGCAGGCAAUUCGAAAUAUCGAUAAUUUUGGCAUUUAUCACGUGGGUUCUGAUCGCAAUUUCAUCUCAUGUCAUUUUCUGGAUCUUAGCCUCUUUCUAAAGGACUCGGGGGUUCCCAUGCUUAACAUUGGACAUAUACGCACAUAAUAGUAAAUGCUUCAUUUUCCUUUUCUUCCCCAUGCCUUUAAUUUUUUACAAUGUUGCAGAAUUGGAGAAGUUUGGCCUGUGCACAUUAAGGAUUUUUUGCUUUAGUUUUCAAGUUCAUUCAAAUCUUACUUGUUCUUAACCUAUUUCAAUCAUUAACAAAACAAAUCUAAAAUCGGUCUUGCGUUUCUUUCAUCUUCCAACAGACAUCACAUUUCGUUUAAUCCGGAGUAGUGUCAUUUUUUUGUCAAAAGAUAAGCAGCAA
This is a messenger RNA of Durio zibethinus, 1181 nucleotides long. Lineage: Eukaryota; Viridiplantae; Streptophyta; Magnoliopsida; Malvales; Malvaceae. The record is from RefSeq and is a predicted model, not a curated record.